GUGCUGCACGCCGUCAGUGCCGGUAGGCAGGCCGAGUCGCUGCGCGUCGCUUCAGGAUCGUGUCGAGCGCGCGAGGCGCGUGUGCAGUGUGUUUGUGUGUGUGUGUGUAGUGCAGUGACAGUGCGUGUGUGUGAUAUGGGAUGUUGACGUGAGACCCCCCCGGGCCCCCCCAUGUGCAGCACCACCCUGAUGGAGGUCUCGCCCAGCGACGAGCUCCCCCGGCCGCCGCACUUCCUCCUCAACAAUAAUAACAAUAACAACAACAUCAGCAAGCCCCUGGUCGUGGGAAUGGCGCCGGCGUCGCCCGACGACUCGUCGGCCGGCGACGACCGCGUCGCGCCCCUGAGCCCGGACAGCCCCGGCGCGAGGAGCAUCCGCGAGGAUGACGACGACGAGAUCUCUGUGGGCUGCCCGUCGCCGCAGACGCAGGUCCGCGAUGACACCAUGUCCGAGGACGAAGAGGAGUACCUCCACCGGCAGCGGCACUACCGCAGCGGGUCGUCGAGCCCCGAGCACCGCCUCGAGGACGACUACUUCAAGCCGCUCAAGAAGCUCAAGAUGAUGCAGAUCAACAAGCAGCGCAAGCUGCGGCGGCAGUCGGCGUCGCCGCCGGCGCUCAGCCUGCCCAUCCCCAUUCCGGCGCCGCCGCCGCCGCCCCCGCCCGCCUUCGACUCGGAGUCCACCCCCACCAGCGGCACUUCCCCGACGGGCGUCAAGUCGUUCAGCAUCAUGGACAUCCUGAACCACAGGCCGCGGCCGGCGCACAGCCCCGUGCCGCCGUCGCCCGUGCCCAUGGCGCCCUCGGCCAUGCACCGGGUGGACGCGGCGCACGCCGUCGGCCUCAUGCUGCAGAGCCCCGCCAUGCUGGCCGCCGCGGCCUCGGCCGCCGCCUCGCGGAUAGUGCGGCCGUGGGACUUCGGCGGCAUGCUGGACCCGGCGAUCAUGAUGGAGCGGCUGCACCAGCAGCAGCAGACCCUGCGCCGCCACCAGCAGCACGUGCAGCACGUGCAGCAGCAGCACCUCCACCUCCAGCAGCAGGCCGCGGCCCACCACCAGGCGCAGCAGGCGCUGUCCCUGUCGAGGCCGCAGUCGGCCGACCUGUCGUCGUCGGCGUGCUCGUCGGGCCGGUCGUCCACCGCCAGCGACUGCUGCUCGCCCAGCCCGGAUGUGCGGCGGCAACAGCAGCAGCAGCAGCAGGGCAAGGACGGCAAUUCGCCCCUCGACGCCCUGUUCCAGAUGACGAGCAAGACCUUUGACGGGCUCAACGGCGAGCAAGCUGCAGAGGGUUCCGGGAGUCAUCUCAACCUGUUCAACUCGAGGCAGCAGCCGAAGAAGAAGAGGAAGUCACGCACCGCCUUCACCAACCACCAAAUCUUCGAGUUGGAGAAGAGGUUCCUCUACCAAAAGUACCUGAGCCCCGCUGAUAGGGACGAGAUCGCAGCCGGGCUAGGCCUCUCCAACGCGCAGGUCAUCACGUGGUUCCAGAAUCGACGGGCGAAACUAAAGAGGGACAUGGAGGAACUGAAGAAGGAUGUGGAGUCAGCCAAGGUGCUGACGGCGCACAAGUCUUUCCUGGAAAAGGUCCACAGCCUGGGCGUUCUGAAGAAGAAGGCGCAACCUCAGGAGAAGCCCCCCGUGCCCGAAAAGUGAUAAUUGUGUGUCGAUGAAAUGUGGUGCUAAAAGAAACUCGAGUGACUGUCCCACAUUCCUACUGUGGCCACCCACCUCUGCUGAGCCCGUGCGCCCUCUUCCUUUGAUUUGCGAUCGCUGGGGGCGCCACCGGCAGCCGCUCUCCAGAGAAGUGUGCAGGGUGCGAACAAUAUGAGUUUGUGUUCGAGAUCGAGGAUGUCGGUGCUUUUGUGCGCUAUUAGUUACCAAAAAAGUAUUUAAAAAGAUAUAUAUUGUGAAAACUUGCCCUGUUUACCAAAAAUUAUGUGAAAAAUCUUAGCUGAGUUGUGCUUGCACGCGAGCCCUAUCUGUAUGAUAAAGUUUAUGUAUAGAAAAUGUCGUCGUAGCGGAUGUGGUGUGUCCGCGGCGCCUUGUAACUUUGUUCCUGUAAACGGCGGUGGAUUUUAAUCCAUGCGUUACUUACAUCAGGUGUUCUCAAGCGAGAGACGUGAGGGCGUGGUUUCCGUAAUAAGUCAGGUGGAGGAAAUCGCUUUCGCACGUCUGUGGUUCCAUUUGCUUGCAGUUUUUUUUCCGUCAUUUUUAAGUUUUCCAGGACAAACAUAUUUGUUUGUCACUGUAUUUCAAAGACUGCACAGUUUUGUUUGACGAAAGAAAACAGGGAAUCGAUGUAUUUCCGUUCGCGAAUUUACUUUCACAUGAAAUGGAACCAGUUGUAUUGUACACUUUUGUAGAUCUCACCUAUAGAUUUAGUUCCUAUUUGUCUACGUUGCCAUGUACAUAAUGUCUAAAGAGUGAAUAUUGUACAAAUAGGAUUCAUCGAUGUGUACAAAAGAGCGGCACAGUUUUUAGCCCACAUUAAAAUGUCUUUAUUUAUAAUCUUAAUUCUGUACAUUUGACUUAGAUUUGAAGGCUGUCAAACAGUUUGCUUUUUAGAGGGUGCUUCAGAUCAUGUCCAUAGCUAUUUUGAGUUGAUGUUAUUCCAACUCUUGUGAUAUUUUAUUUAAUACGCAACGCUCGGCGUCUUGGAUUAUAAGGCGCCAAUGUUUCUUCUGAUUCCCGAGAUACUAGGUCUCAAAAAGGUCAAUUUAAAGCUAUCUGUCCAAAUUUUUGAACUUGUAUAAUGAUUAGUUUUUUUAGUAUUUUAGGUUCAAUACUUUGACCGUCUGUGAUUUUUUCCCUUGGCCCCAUAUUAUCCAAAUUACGGUUUGUUCAUCAUUAAUUCUGUUAAUUAUUUAUUUCAUCUCAAAUUGGUCAGUACCGUUAUUAUUGAAGUAAUUUUUUGCCAAAUAACGAGCUCAUUGUAAAUUUCAUUGUAAUCUUUAACUCUGUGCAUAAUUUGCGUUGUGUAUUAUUAAGCGGCGAUCCUGCCUUUGCCAUCAAACCAAAUGCUUAAUGUGUAUAACUUAUACGUGUUGAAGGAUCUUGCAACUAUUGUGAUCAAUUGGAAUAUUAUACGUUGCUCUAAAUGAA
Frankliniella occidentalis (western flower thrips) is the source of this 3099-nucleotide messenger RNA. Its product is annotated as homeobox protein HMX3-like. NCBI's taxonomy places the organism in Eukaryota, Metazoa, Arthropoda, Insecta, Thysanoptera, Thripidae. Gene Ontology annotation, molecular function: DNA-binding transcription factor activity, RNA polymerase II-specific; DNA binding. The record is from RefSeq and is a predicted model, not a curated record. Gene Ontology annotation, biological process: regulation of DNA-templated transcription. The transcript has 3 exons. Bases 172 to 1650 code for a protein of 492 amino acids.